Plasmodium falciparum 3D7 is the source of this 5421-nucleotide messenger RNA. Its product is annotated as putative protein phosphatase. Lineage: Eukaryota; Apicomplexa; Aconoidasida; Haemosporida; Plasmodiidae. The record is from RefSeq and is a predicted model, not a curated record.
AUGAAUAAUACGGGCCACUGCAAGAAGGAGAACUAUUUAUACAACCAAUACGAUCAAUGUUAUGAUAUUUUUUUAAAAAGAAAUGAUAUAAGAAAUAUUGAUAUACCAGAAAAAAAAUCUGAAGUAAUAAACACACACAUUCAAUUUAAACAAAAGAAAGAGAAAGAGAAAAGAAAAGAGAAAUAUCCAUAUAAAAUAAUUAGAAUAAUAAAGAGUCAUGAAAACGAUGAUAUUGUUUUUUAUUCUGUCCAAAAAAUAAAUAAAAUAUACAAAAAAAAAAAAAAUAUUUACAAAAUAAACAAAUUAUACAGAAUAAAUAAAAUUGAAAAAUAUAAUUCAUUUAUCAAUUCUUGUGAACAUAUAUCAAAAGAUAUAUAUUUAAAAAAAACAAAAAAUUCUUUACCUUUAAACAAUGUAAAUAAUAUUUUAUCCACUGUAUGUAAGGAUGAAGAAGAAAAUGUAACUUGUAUAUUAAAGAAGGAUCAUAUUUAUAAUUUUUUAAAAUAUAACAAUUUUAUUAUUCUUGCGUGCCAAAAAAAAAAAAAGAAAUAUAAAAGUAAGAAAAUAAAAAGGUUAAGGAAAUUCAAUUAUUUUAUUCUGAAUAAAUGUUUGAUAGAAAAAUAUAAUAAUAAUAAUAAUAAUAAUAAUAAUAAUAUUUCCUUAGAAUGUAAAAAUAAUAUAGAGUAUGAUAAUAAUAUUUAUUAUUACAACAAGAAGAUUCAAAAAUUUUAUGGUUAUGUCAAUAAACAAAAUGAUCAUUUAAUAUACAAACAAUGGAAUUCAUAUAAAAAUAUAUCAACUGAUCAAAAUAAAAUAAGACAUCAUCAUAAUGAUUAUAAGAACAUACAAAAUUGUAAUCAUCCUUUAAUUUAUACAUUAAUAAAUAAUAUUAAACAUAUUUGUAAUUAUGAAUAUGUAAUUGAAAAAAAAUUUUGUUAUGAAUGCUACUCCAAAAUAAUAUUAAACAAAAUAAAAAAAAAAAAAGAAAAACAAAAAAAAGAAGAAGAUACAAAUAAAAAUGAUAUGAAUGAUCAUACAUAUGUCAAUAUAAAUCAAUAUAUGAAAAAAAAAAAAAAAAAAAAAAAAAGUGGAGAUAUAAAAAAUAUAUAUCCUAAUAAACUUAAUAGAAAUGAGCAAAAUAAAAAAUUAACCAAUUCAUAUAUUUUUACAUACGGAUUUUAUAGUAAAAAAGGAAAAUAUCAUAAGAAUGAAGAUUGUAGUUCUCAUACCUUAUUUAGUAGUUAUAAAAUAUUUAAACAAAUAAAAAAAUUUUAUACAAAUAUAAAGAAAACGAAAUAUUCCUUUUUUGAAGAACUCAUGAAAGUGUUUCAUGACGAGACACAUAUGGAAAAUACGAAAAAUAAUUAUAAUAAAAUGAAAAAUAAAAAAACACAUCUAAUAAACCCUGAUACAUAUUAUCAUAAUGAUUAUAUCAAAUUAUCCAAGGUGUAUGUAAAACUAUGUAACCCUUUUCUUUCUAUUUCUUUAAAAAAAAAAAAAAAAAAAAACCAAGACACGAGUAAAACAUAUCCUUAUGAUAUAAUAUAUAAUUAUUUCUGUGAUCAUUUGGAUGAAGAAAGUAAAGGUGAGCAUAUAAAAAAUAAGAUCAAACAGAAAAGAGACUAUCCAAACGAUCAGAAAAGAGACCAUUCAAACGAACAGAAAAGAGACUAUCCAAACGAACAGAAAAGAGACUAUCCAAACGAACAGAAAAGAGACUAUCCAAACGAACAGAAAAGAGACUAUCCAAACGAACAGAAAAGAGACUAUCCAAACGAACAGAAAAGAGACUAUCCAAACGAACAGAAAAGAGACUAUCCAAACGAACAGAAAAGAGACUAUCCAAACGAACAGAAAAGAGACUAUCCAAACGAACAGAAAAGAGACUAUCCAAACAAACAGAAAAGAGACUAUCCAAACAAACAGAAAAGAGACUAUCCAAACAAACAGAAAAGAGACCAAUCAAAUGAACAAAAAAGGAAUCAACCAAACGGACAACAAAACGAUUGUAUAGAUAAUCAUAAUAGUGGUCAUCAAAAUUUUUUAUAUAAUAAUAACACAAAUAAUAAUAUUAAGAAAGUAUUUAAUAAAAAACAAAUCAUUUCAAAUAAAAUAGAUAGUUAUAAUAACAAAACGAAUGUUCUUAAUUACAAAGUGAAGAAAUUAACAAAUCUUAUGAAUAAUAAUGAAGGAGAUUAUUAUUUUACAUAUGAUAAUAAUAUAAGACGUAAACAUAAAUAUAUAUUUACUUGUAAAAGUUGUAAAAAAACCGAAUGUAUAAAUAAAAAUAAAUAUGUCCAUAUUAAUUAUUUAAAGUAUUUAUUUAACAAGAAGUCUUAUUUAAAUAAAAAACAAUAUGAACCUCAAAAAUAUUUCUUAUAUAAUAAAUAUAAUAUAUAUGAUGAGAACCUUUUUGAUUUGUUAAAUGAAAAGAAUAACUCUACCAACUCAGAUGAGUUUGAAUUUUUAAAAUUCCACACAAAAAAAAAAAAAAAAAAAAAAAAAAAAUUAAUAAAUAGUUUUAACCAAUAUGAUAAUCAAAAUAAUUAUAAUUGUGGUCAUGAUAUAAAGUAUAAAAAAAAAAAUAUUAUAUAUAGAGAGACAGAUCAAAAUAAUAUGCAUAAAGAAAAAUAUUUUAAUGAUGAAGAUGUUAUCGAAGGAGAAGAUUAUUUUAAGAAACAUAACAAAUCAAAUAUGCUAUCUUUAAAAAAUUAUUUUAUUAAAUGUAAAACUUGUAGACAUUUGCAUAAAUAUGAUAACUUGAUAAAUGAAGAUAUAUUACAUAUCUAUAGAACAAAUUCUAUUUUAACGUCUCCACUUAUUUUAAAUAGAUCACCUAGUAUGUUACGUUCAUUGUUAAUAUCUUGUUAUAAAAAUAAAAAUAGAAAAAAUUUAAAGUAUUAUAUUAUGAAUUCUUUAUAUAUACAAACUUGUCGAAAGGAAAGAAAAGAGAUAAAAAAGGAUUUCCCUAAGGAGAAUAAAAAAAAAAAAAAAAGUCUGAUUAUUGAAAAUUCUUUUGAUAACAUUAAUAUAUGUGAUACAAUAUGUCACGGAGCUAUGUCUAAUGCUUCGUAUUAUUACUCAGACCUGGAAGUGUAUACAAAGGAUCACGUGGGGAAACGUCUAGAAAAAAAAUUAAAAACAGGUCUUUUAAUAAACAAAUUAAAUAAUUAUCAUAGGAGUAAUUCUUGUAAUAUAAGAAGAGGUCAGACGAACCGAAUGGAAUCUUUUAAUAUGUAUAAAGAGGGUUAUAUAAAUAAUGAUUACAUGACGAAGGAUAUUAUUUAUAAGGUAAAUAAAGAUGUGCAUAACAAACCUGUUGAUAAUAAAUAUAUUCCAUGUGUUAUAAGAAAAGAUAAUUUAAGUAAUAAAGAAAUGUUGUUUAAAUAUACAAGAAGAAAAAACAGAAUAGAUAGUUUGUAUGAGCAUUAUGAUAUACAUUUAUUUACUAUAUGUGAUGGACAUAGCUCUUGUCAUACUUCAUCAUUUUUAAUAAAAAAUAUCCACAAAAUAUUUUAUUAUCUUCUUAUCCACACUUUUUUUAAUAUUUACAUGUCCUUGAAAUUGAUACAUCCUUUUCUGGAUUUAUUAUAUUACAAGAUGUGUAUGGAAAAUAAUUUAAAAAAAUGUAACGGCUCAUGUAUAAUUAAUGUUUUUAUAAGAAAAAAUUAUAUAUAUGUUAGUAAUACAGGAGACAGCAAAUGCGGCCUUAUGACAUUUAAUUUGGAUAUGUAUGAUUAUGAAGAUAUAAUAAAAAAGGAAGAAAAAAAAAAGCAAAAAAAAGGAAACAAAGAAACGAAACAGAAAGGAAGAAGGAUGAAAGGAAAAAGGAUGAAUGGAAUGAAGGCACGUUUAAAUAGGGAAGAGGAUAUAAUAAAUACACAAGCGGAAACCAUAAAUUGUGAUGACAAUAUAUAUGAUGAGAAAAAAACAAAAGAUAUAGAAGAAUCAAAUUAUGAAUCAUAUAAAAUAAAUAUAAAAUCAAUUUCAUAUAACGAAUUGAAUGCUGAACACAAUUGUAAUAAUUAUUCUGAAUAUUUAAGAAUAUAUAAUUUAUAUAUGAAACAAUAUGACAAUGAACAUGAUAAUCAUAAGAUGAGUGCUCAUAAUAGGUACCAUAGAAAUAUGGGAGAUGACCAUAGAUAUAAUAAUUUAUGUGUAAAAAAAAUGGAUAAAAAUAUGUGUAAAAAUAUGAAUAAAAAUACAAAUAAAACACAUCAUUGUGAUAAUCAUCAUAGUAAUAAUAUGUAUGAUAAUUUAAAAGAUACAAUUUUUCAAAUAAAUAAUUUCAUUUUAAAAGAAAAAGAAGAGACACAAAUAAAUAUAGGGAAUAUCCCUAACGAUAUAAUUAAAUAUAAUCGAUUAAAUGGAUGCUUACAUCCAUCAAGAGUUAUAGGUGAUUAUGAUAUAAAAAAAAGAUAUAAUAGGAUAUAUAACAAUUUAUUAUCUAAUAAUUCUAAUAUAUAUAAAUACAAUAUAAAUAAUAUUAAUUUUUAUAAUAAUAUUCAUUAUCUUUAUAAAUACAAAAAAUGUUUUGACUGUGGAAAGAACUAUGUAUUAAAUAGUUAUGGUAAGGUUAACGGUAUAAAUGAUUUGACUUUUUUAAAAAAACAAAAGGAACAUUUAAAUAUGAAAAAUGAUGAUAUAAUAAAAAAAAAUGUAAAUAUAAAUUGUAAUAAUAAUGAUAAUAAAACAACAAAUGUUCACAAAAAUAUGAUUCAUUUUGUUAAUGUCUACGAAACAGAUGGUAAACAAAAAAAAAACAUUUAUGAUAAUUUUUAUCAUAUAAAAGAAAACAAAAAUAAUAAUAAUAAUAAUAAUAAUAAUAUUUAUAAUAAUAACAAUAUUUAUAAUAAUAACAAUAUUUAUAAUAAUAACAAUAUUUAUAAUAAUAAUAAUAAUAUCAGCAAUUUUACUACACACUCCAAUGUAAUUAAAGUUUAUAAAGAAAACCUUUAUAAUCAUAAUUACUCUAUGGAUCCACUAUCUAAUGAUAAUAAAAAAAAAAAAAACAAUUUCCAUUUUUAUCCAGAUGAACAACUUUUACCAUAUCUUUAUUUUAAACCUACAAAUUUAAAUAAAAAUUAUGUAUAUAGAUUUGAUAACAAAAACUUUUUUCACUUAUUAUUAAUAGCUUCAGAUGGUGUUUUUGAAUAUAUAAAUCCUUAUAUCAUAUUAAAUAUUAUAAAAAAACAUAAAAGCAUAUAUACAAAAAUCCAAAAAAUAUAUUAUUUUUAUAAUAAUUAUAUUAAAUAUAUGAACUCAACAAAGUAUUAUCUUAAUUAUAUGACAGAUCAUUUUCUUAUUACAUCAAAGGAAUGUUUCGAGUUAUCUAGAGAUAUCGUAAGAACAACAAUUCGUAUGGGAAAUUAUGAUGACAGUUCCUGUUUCUGUAUUUUCUUAUUCCCACAAUUUGGUUAA